AUGACUGUACGGCUCUUUGAGGGCAAGGAUCAUGCCACUGCUUACCUGCAGUACAGAGUAGCCCCCCAUGAAUUAAUCAGCAAGAUUAUGAGCUACGUGAAGAAAAAGUCACCAAACCAACUCAACCUUGCAGUGGAUGUGGGCUGUGGUUCGGGGCAAGGGACAACUCUAUUGGCUCCAUACUUCAGCAAUGUUGUUGGAACAGACAUCAGCUCUGCCCAGCUGGAGAUGGCACUGGUCAAUAGCAACCCUCCAAAUGUAUCAUACAGGCAGUGUCCAGCAGAAGAGCUACCAUUCGCUUCUGGUGAGGUGGACCUUGUGACGGCCAUGACAGCGGCCCACUGGUUUGACCGGCCGAAGUUCCUUCUGGAGGCUGACAGGGUGCUGAGGCCUGGAGGCUGCCUGGCUCUCCUGAGCUACACAAUGGACAUGGGGCUGGAAUAUGGGGACGUCUCCAACACACUCAAUGACAUCUGUAAAGAGUUCUACGCUGUCCUGCUUCAUUUCCGAGACCCUUACAUAGGAUCGAGCUCUGUGAAGAUCUACUCAGACAUGUUUGACUCCUGCUCUUACCCUGACAAAGAGUGGACUGAGUGUCUGCUGGUAAAAAAGAUCUUGCCAUUGAAUGGAUACAUCGGCAUGGUGCAGACCUUCUCCAACUACCAGAAACUGCAGCAAAAGGACCCCGCUGAGGCUGAACGUCUUUCUAAUGACAUCAGGAACAAGUUGCUGUCUGCCAUGAAGGUGUCUUCUCCUGACACAGAAGUUACAGUGGUUGUGAAGUAUUUCUAUUGGCUGGCCUGCAAACCUCAAUCUUUCUGA
This is a messenger RNA of Micropterus dolomieu (smallmouth bass), 822 nucleotides long. RefSeq lists its product as uncharacterized. The transcript is spliced from 6 exons. NCBI's taxonomy places the organism in Eukaryota, Metazoa, Chordata, Actinopteri, Centrarchiformes, Centrarchidae. The coding region runs from base 1 to 822 and encodes 273 amino acids. Gene Ontology annotation, molecular function: S-adenosylmethionine-dependent methyltransferase activity. The record is from RefSeq and is a predicted model, not a curated record.